Molecule: messenger RNA, 1314 nt
Organism: Eublepharis macularius
Lineage: Eukaryota; Metazoa; Chordata; Lepidosauria; Squamata; Eublepharidae
Exons: 1
Coding region: 1-1314 (437 amino acids)
Biological process (GO): deoxyribonucleotide biosynthetic process
Cellular component (GO): cytosol
Molecular function (GO): ribonucleoside-diphosphate reductase activity, thioredoxin disulfide as acceptor
Source: RefSeq, a predicted model, not a curated record
AUGGCUUUCAUCCACUGCGGGUCGGAAGAGUGUGUAAAGUCCGAGCUCGACCUGUUCCAGAUAGCCCCUACCCAGACCAGCAUUGAGAAAAGCGUAUAUAUCGAGGUUCCGCCCCUCUCGGCCCUCACGGGGUCAGCACCUCUAGAGUUUUUCAUAGCCGGGAAUGGUGAAGAUUACCUUGAUUUAAACAAUACUCUCUUGUAUGUGAAAUGUAAAAUUACUCAAGAAGAUGGUACCGACAUCGCACAGAAUGCUAGAGUGGCACUGGUGAACUACCCAAUUGCUUCCAUUUUCAGUCAGCUGGAUGUUACCCUAGGCGACCGGCUCAUCAGCCAGAGUAACAACUGUUAUCCCUACAGGGCUCUCAUUGAAACAGUGCUCAACUACAGCUUUGAAACCCUAUCUACCCAAUUUUCUUCAGGCGGAUUUUAUAAGGAUACAGCGAGUCUGAUGGACAGCACCCUGCUGAACCAAGGUAACAAAGGAUUUGCCAAAAGGGCGUUGCUGGCAGCCGAAAGCAAAACAGUAGACCUUUUAGGCCAUCUCCACGCCGAUAUAUUUUUUCAAGAAAAGCUGCUCUUAAAUGGCGUGGAUGUCAAAAUCAAACUAGCUCGUAACAAAGACUCUUUCUGCCUGAUGAGUGGCGAGGGGGCUGCAAUGCGCUAUAAGCUCCACAUGGAUUCUGCUGCGCUCUUUGUGAAGAAAGUGAAAGUAGCCCCAGGCGUACGGCUGGCCCACGCUGAGGCUCUGCUGACAUCCACAGCAAAAUACCCUGUGGACCGUGUCGACAUGAAGGUGUUCAGCAUCCCUACUGGUGCUCGCGUGAGCAACCAAGACAACCUGUUUUUGGGACAGCUCCCCAAAAUGGUGGUCAUGGGGCUCGUGGACAAUGACGCUUUCAGCGGCGCCUUCACCAAAAACCCUUUUCAUUUCCAACAUUACAACAUUAACUUUGUAGCCCUGUACGUGGACGGGGAGCAGGUCCCCUCCAAGCCCUUCCAGCCCGACUUUGAAGCCGGAAACAACGUGAGAGAAUACAUGAGCCUCGUGCAAACAGCGGGGAAGCACCUUCAGGACAGGCCCCUCCUGGUAGAUCGUGAAGAGUAUAGGCACGGGUACACCCUGUUUGCUUUUGACCUCUCUCCUGAUCAGGACUGCACCGGCCAUUACUCCCUGAUUAAAACCGGGAACCUGAGAGCAGAAAUACGUUUUGCUGCGGCCCUACCACGAACCGUUAAUUUGAUUGUGUAUGGGGUGUUUGAUAAUGUCAUAGAGAUCAACCACAACCGUAACGUGCUUUUUGAUUACAUGUAA